This is a messenger RNA of Hydra vulgaris (swiftwater hydra), 867 nucleotides long. Its product is annotated as zinc finger MYM-type protein 5-like. The record is from RefSeq and is a predicted model, not a curated record. Lineage: Eukaryota; Metazoa; Cnidaria; Hydrozoa; Anthoathecata; Hydridae.
AUGUCUGAGAAAAAGAGACUAUCAGUAAAGAAAAAUAAAGAAAGUCAAAGAAAAGCUAUUUUGAAAUAUUUUCGUGUAGAAACACAUUCUACAGGUACUGAUUCUGCUACUGAAAGCGGUAGCGGUGUGAGUAAAAAAUCUAAAGUAAUAGUUGACGAUAAAACUGUUAAUAAUGCUAAUAUUUCAAAUCAACAAAAUGAAGUUGUAAAUAUCAAUCAAAACCAAAUUUAUCUACCUGAAGCAACUCCUGCUGUUAAUAUUUCAAGACAAAUUGAAACUGAAACUCAAAUUAGCAUAUUAUCAUCUGCAGACUACAGUGAUCCUGCAAAUUGGCCUACUCAUUUUAGUGACAAUUUUCGGCAAUUUGUUAUAAAAAAUAGACCGCAACAAAUUGAAAAAUAUAACUUUCCACGAGAUCGAGAUGAACAAAAAAAGAAAAUUUUCAUCAAUCUAUUACAAGCGGACAUUACCAAAUGGAGAAGAAGUCUCUCGUUCUUGGCUUAUAUAUUCAGUUUCAAAAAAUGUAUUUUUUGUUUAUGUUGUAAAUUAUUUGGUAAAAGCAAAAGUAGUUUGCCGGCUUUAGAAGGUUCAGGUUUAAACGAUUGGAAGAAUAUUGGAGCACUUCUUUCUUCUCAUGAAAAAAGUUAUUCACAUCUCGUAAAUUUUCAAAUGUGGAAAGAACUUGAUAUACGUUUAUCUACAGAAAAAACCAUUGAUCAUAUUAACCAACAAAAAAUUAAUGAAAAAGAACAAUAUUGGCAACGAAUUUUAGAAAGAUUAAUUGCCUUAGAGUACUGGCUACGCAAAACUUGGCAUUUCGUGGAACAAAUGAAAAGCUUUACAAUAACGCCAAUGGUAAUUUUUUAA